Macrosteles quadrilineatus (aster leafhopper) is the source of this 5502-nucleotide messenger RNA. RefSeq names its product protein Star-like. The record is from RefSeq and is a predicted model, not a curated record. Bases 181 to 1101 code for a protein of 306 amino acids. NCBI's taxonomy places the organism in Eukaryota, Metazoa, Arthropoda, Insecta, Hemiptera, Cicadellidae. The transcript has 5 exons.
UGUAUAGACACGCUUUUAUAUCUCUCAAAUACAAUUUAGAGGUUAAGUAAUGCUUGCUUAGUCUGUGGUCUAAGUUAUAAUCUUUAUUUUCAAAUUAGUUUGUAUAAACUAACUGAAUUUAUUACAGCAAUACCAAUGGAAUUUUUUGUUUAACUAUAACGUAUUUCCAAUAUCAGAAGGAUGAUGAACUAUGCAAUCAAACCUCGAUCAAGGACUUUCUUUAAAAAUUUAAGAUUGUGGAUUUGUCUGAUCAUCAGUAGUAUGGUCAUUUUCACCUUGAUUUUGUUUAACAGACAAAAUGAUUUGGGAAUCAAAGUAUAUGAUUCUACAGUAAAAUUUCCUGAGAUUCUCAGGGCUGGGAAAUUCCUGACUGGAGAGAUUCUUGCAGCAGACGAUACUAAAGUAAUAAAGCGGCUAGCAAGCAAUUUCUUAGUGCCUCCUCCUGAAGUAGGACCUAAAUUUAAGUACAACCUAGAAAAUCCCAAGCUUAAAGAUACUUCAAUGGGACAAGCUGAACAGAUUAGAAAAGUUCUAAACAAUAAGAGGAACGGGUUCUUCAUAGAGUGUGGUGCGCUGGAUGGUGAGACUCGUUCCAACACUCUUUACCUGGAGAGGUUCCUAGACUGGACAGGACUGCUGAUAGAGGCAGAUCCGCUCAACUUCAGCCAGAUGCUUCAUAAGAACCGCCGAGCCUGGCUGUCUCCGACCUGCCUCAGCAAGACAACACAUCCGCAAGUGGUUUCGUUCAAGCAAGACUUCAAUGUGGGAAGGAUAUCAGACAAGAACAUAGGUGAGGAGAGGCCAGGAUAUGUUGAUGUUCAAUGUUUCCCACUCUACUCCUACCUUCUAGCAAUGAACAUCACCCAUGUAGACUACUUCAGUCUGGAUGUGGAAGGGGAUGAGCUGAACGUCCUCAAGACGAUUCCAUGGGACAAAGUAGACAUUGAUACACUGUCAGUGGAGUUUGUCCACGUAAAUGACGGUAAGGAUUCCAUCCGAGACUUUAUGACGUCCAAAGGUUACGUAGUUGCUGCAGAAGUCACUCAUCCUGAUUGGUUAGCUAACGACUUUAUUUUUGUUAAAAAAUCUCUUAUCUCCUAAACAACUUUAUAUUAGCCUAGGAAAUCUGCCUACUAGAACUUAAACAUUCUCUCGUAUUUUAAGACAUCCUUUUCUACCUUAGAAUUCCCAAAUGAAUUUGUAAAUAAGAUGUAUACAGAGUGACAGAGUUUAUUUAAUAGUUUAUACUUAUUGUUUACAAGCUUUAGCUAAAAUUUGUACGGUUGUGAGGGGUGUUGUAUUAUUAGAUUGUAUGAUUUGUUGUUGCACAAAUUUAAUUUUAUUACCUUCAUGCUAGUCAUUUUCAAAUUUUGUGUUUUCUUAUAAUUAGAGUAAAACAUGACAAGAUGUUUGGUUUUUUUAUCACAUUUAUUUAUGAAGCACACAGAGGAAAGGGAUACCAAGAUUGCUCAAUAAGUAUUUAAUACUUUCAGUUAAAACAACAAUGGUAGCCUUUAAUUAAGUGAUUAUUAUUGCAGAAUUUUCCUUUUACUAUCAUACAUGCAGAAGACUUUCAAGAUGUUCUUAAUUUUUUCUAUGUAUUGAUAGCAUUUCAAAUGUUAUACAAUAUCCCUAAGGUUUAGAGGUGAAACUAUCAACAAGAGAUUUUUGACUUAUAUAGGCUUACCUCUGUUAGUAGUCCAAAAUUGCGUCUUAUUUCAACUAAUAAUGUUGUUCAAAGCUUACAUGUUUCGUUGCACUGCAACAUUGUCAGAGCUUUAUGUCAAAAACAUCAAAUAAUUUAAACAUAGAAUAAAACACGGAACAUUUAAACAUGAAAUAACACGAUAGCGCUAUCAUGACACGGCACGGCAGCAGUUGUAAGUAGACUAAGUCUACCUUAUUCUAUGUUUAAAUUAUUUGAUGUUUUUGACAUAAAGCUCCGACGAUGUUGCAGUGCAACGAAACAUGUAAGCUUUGAAAAACAUUAGUUGAAAUAAGACACAAUUUUGGACUACUGAUGGAGGUAAGCCUAGAUAUAAGUCAAAGUCAUUAUUCGAAGUCCAGGGGCUAUCAGAAUGAAUAAUAAGAGAUUAUAAGUAUAACCAUUCAUAAUACUGUUAGACAGAAUCAUUAGUUAGGCCUAUGUUUGGUUGUUCCAGUAGUAUUUCCCAUUAAAACUGUCCAAAAGAUUUCUCAGAAGAGUUUGUUUUUAACAUUUUCUAAAUGAUCCAAAAUCUAUUUAUACCAACUGCUUACACCCCAACCAAAUAUUUAAUACUCGCUCCAACAAAUUUGUUUUUGUGAACUUCAAAUUGCCCAACAUUUUUCCUUUAGCAAUAGCUCAGUGUUUGUUAACAAUAGCUUUUUCAAUUGUUUCUAAUCUUAGUAAAUUGUGAUAUAUUUUAAGAAACAGGAGUUUUCUAACCACAAGUUUACUAGCUAAUUCUCAUAUAUCUUUCUCACGUGUUGUCUAUAUCUUUUUAGUUGUAGUAUUUACAACAUAAGAUAACUCUGGUUUAUCAUUUUGAUUUGAUAAAUAAAUAAAGCACACAAAACACUAUUUAAUUAAUUUUGUUUAAAAGGAUCUUUAUCAAAAGGAAAAAUAAAACAAGUCAUGACAAAAUAAAAAAGUUAUAAAUAAAUUUCCGUUGUGUUUUUAGUGUAAAUUUGGAAGUCUACAUAUUUUAGGUAGGUUUAUCAAGAUUCCCCAGUCCUUUCUAUGUAGGCCUAUAUAACUAAAAAACCGAUUAAUUUAUAGGAUUUUAAAAUAAAAUCAUAUACUCAAAGACAUUUAUUAGGGUUUUUUUAGGAUGAACAAAUAAAUGAAAUAUUAAUUGUGUUUAAAAAUAACUGCUUCUAUAGUUUAGUUUGUUAUCUUAUUAAUAUUUAUAUUUUCUAUUAUGUUAUUUAUUGGUUCUCAUUUACUAGUUUUAAAGUAGUUCAGAGUUGUUUGGUCAGUUGAAUGUCUUUAGUAAAAAUAAUAUGAUUCUGAUUGAUCCUAGUAAUUGGUAACAAAUUUACAUUAUUGUUUCAAUUGUGAUGUUCUUAACUUAACCUGUCUAAUGUCUAAGACUGUGUAUUUGCAGUGGAGGAAGUUUUUUAAAUGUUUAAACAUAGGAUUAGAAAUUAAAUUACUAUUUUGGAUCAACAAGAUAUAAGAUUUAAACCAGAUUUAACCAAGGUUAAAACAAGAUUGUUAUAUUUGUUAUAAUCAAUGAAAUAUGAAAUAUUUUUGUUAAUGUUUUUUUUUUCUAUCAUUACUUGCAUAAUUUUAUAACACUGUUAACUAUUUAUUUUUUAUGUUAAGUUAGACAAACUUCCUAUACCAAAGACUUUUAUUUUAAAAUUUCAGCAACAAAACUUAGAUCAAAUAGGGUCAAACAUAUUUCUUAAAAAGAAACAUAUUUCUUGAGUAUUAAUAAUUAUCUUAAAUAACACUCUCUUUAAAAGGGUUACAAUCAUAGCUUUUUUGUGUUUCAUUCGAUUUAAGCAUCAAAUAAGUUGAGAUGUAGCAUCAGUAACAGUCUGUGAUCCCUUUAAUAUUAAGUAAAAUGACAUGUCACAAGAAAAGGUUUGCUCAAAAAAAGUUGUAUAAGUGCGUAAAAAAGAAUUACAGUAAAAAAGCAAAGGGCUAAGUAAAAUAUAGUUCACAAUUUCUUCAGAAGGUAACAACUGUAUUGUGUGCAGUAAAACAUGUUGUUCUCUACUGGUAUGUAAAAUAAUAUACAGUCAAACAACCCUAAGACAGCAGUUUUGCCCAAUGCAGGGAUAUAGAGGAAAGGGUCUAUUGUGGCAGAAAAUAAUGACCUUUCAAAAACAUUUGUUUUGUCACCAAGCCACCAGCUAUCUGAGACUUACCCUCCUCAAACCCCUGCCGACAUUAAUUUUCCUUGUGUGGUUGAAAUUAAGGAAGACCCAACGUUUACUUAAACGAUAGUGCAGCGUUUUCACCCCAUUUGCGAAGUGCCUUGUCAGGGUGGUUUGACUGUAACCUUGCAGCAGAACUCUUAUAUUCCUAGGACCUUGAUUUCGGAACCCACAAAUUACAGCAAAGUAAUAUAAGAAGUUAAAAACAAGCGUUCCCAAUAACUAAGCAGCAUAAAGGUCAGAAAUGUAUUGACCAGUUUUUAAAUUAAUGGUAUAUACAAUUUCUUGGCUUGUAAAACUUGUGUAGGAAAAAUACACUAUGUAUUUAUGGUAUUUAAAAUAAAAUAUCUGAAUGCAAUUUACUCUUGCUGAGCCCUUCAAGACUUGUUGACAGAAGGCGAGCGAAACUCAGGUUGGAUAUUACGAGAAGUAGGUUAUUCUGAGAGUAUUCUUCAUGUGUGGGCUUUCGCAGCUGGUUUCAUUGAAAUCCAUGGUGAUGGUUUGGUUUUUGGUGUCAACCGCGUCAAGCAAGCGAAGUAUGCAUUCCUGCAUUCCACGCACGCCGAUGACCUCACCCCAGCUAUAAGUAUACCUGGACGAAUUUCUUUGACUUAGUCUCAGCCUAGCCACUAAGGAUGCCACUUCAUAGUAAGGGCAAAACGUCUGGCAGUGAAAUUCAACUGCCGACGCGGUUGACACCAAAAACCAUCACCAUGGAUAUUCUGAGAGUACUGUAAUGAAUAUCCUGAGUUUAUAUAUAUAUUUGGAGGAAUUGGUUAUUGUGAGAUCAGAUAUUAGGAAAAGUCCAUUAUCCUAGGGUUAGAUAUUUGGGGAAGUAUGUUAUCCAGAGAUCAGAUAUUUGGGAGAGUCCGUUAUCCAGAGAUCAGAUAUUUGGGAUGGGGAUGCUGGGGUUGUCCAAUAUACAGAGAUCAGAUAUUUGGGUGAGUCUUUUAUUCUGAGAUCAGAUAUUUGGGGUGAGGUUGUCCAUUAUCCUCAGAUAAAAUUUUUUGGGGUAGUCCGUUAUCCUCUGAACAGAUAUCUGUGGGAGUCCGUUAUGCUGAGAUCUUGUACUUUUGUGAGUCCAAUUUUGGGAUCAGAGAUGUUGGGCAGAGGUGGUUAUCCUGAGGUCAAUAUAGGGAUUCUACUAUAAUAAUAAAGAACAAAAUACAUAAUUUAUUUUUAAUUUUAGAUCAGAUAUGACUAGAUUAUCAAUGACGCUGAUACACACCUGGAUGUGUAAGGUUUGGCAGAAAUGUUGUAAAUAUGAGUGAUAGGUGAAUGAGUGAUAGCUUUGUUACUGACUCUCGGUUAGUUGCUAAUUUAGCCACAGCUGUUUAUUAAAAUGUUAACGAUCUAUGGCAGCUGGGUCCAGUAUUAAAUCAUCAAAAAGAUUUAAUGUUUAAAAUUACCAUAAAAGUUUUGACAAGUCUAUGAUAGAUGAGGGAUGAGUUAGUUAGGAGGUAAGGUAUAAUGUGGUGCUAACGAGAAAUUGAAAUAACAUUUUAACUUAGGUAGCUUUGUAGCUAUCCAAAUCUAGGAUAUCGAUAGUUUGACCUACUUUUGUAGUACUUUGGUAAUGUUUGAAAACUAACAACAAUGAAUACACAAACUAUAAAGAAGAACAGGUCCUAU